This is a messenger RNA of Oldenlandia corymbosa var. corymbosa, 1170 nucleotides long. NCBI's taxonomy places the organism in Eukaryota, Viridiplantae, Streptophyta, Magnoliopsida, Gentianales, Rubiaceae. The record is from the annotation of a GenBank genome assembly.
AUGGCAGCUCUCCUCAACACAGUUACUCCGCCUUCAACUACUGUAAAAUUAUCCACUACAAGUACCCGGUGCCCAAUUCCCAACCGGUUUCAACCUCCUCCUCAAUUACUUUCUUCCCCUCUUUCCCUCUCUCAAACUUCAACUCGGAGAAAAUUGGUUGUGAGAGCUGCAGAAACCGACACGGAUGAAGUAAAAGCUAAAGUACCAGAUAAGGCUCCGGCUGCUCAGAGUGGUUCAAGCAUUAAUCAGAUUCUUGGAAUUAAAGGAGCUAAGCAAGAAACGGAUAAAUGGAAGAUUCGGGUUCAACUUAUGAAGCCGGUUACUUGGCCUCCACUUGUAUGGGGUGUGGUCUGUGGAGCUGCAGCUUCUGGAAACUUCCACUGGACGUUGGAGGAUGUAGCAAAAUCAGUAGUCUGCAUGUUGAUGUCUGGUCCAUGUCUAACUGGAUAUACUCAGACAAUAAACGAUUGGUAUGAUCGAGAGAUUGACGCAAUUAAUGAACCUUAUCGGCCAAUCCCUUCUGGAGCAAUAUCUGAAAAUGAGGUGAUUACCCAAGUAUGGGUGUUGCUUCUUGGUGGCCUAGGUUUGGCUGGUAUAUUGGAUGUCUGGGCAGGGCACAACUUCCCAACAAUAUUUUACCUUGCUCUUGGCGGUUCUUUGCUAUCCUAUAUAUAUUCAGCACCUCCUCUAAAGCUUAAACAGAAUGGAUGGAUAGGUAAUUUUGCUCUUGGAGCUAGUUACAUCAGUCUGCCAUGGUGGGCUGGUCAAGCUCUCUUUGGAACCCUUACACCUGACAUAAUUGUUCUCACACUCUUGUAUAGCAUAGCUGGGCUAGGUAUUGCCAUCGUAAAUGAUUUCAAAAGUGUUGAAGGUGAUAGAGCCAUGGGGCUGCAGUCCCUUCCAGUAGCUUUUGGCACUGAGACUGCUAAGUGGAUUUGUGUUGGAGCUAUUGACGUGACCCAGAUAUCAGUUGCAGGGUAUCUUCUUGGUAGUGGAAAACCUUAUUAUGCAUUAGCGCUCUUGGGUUUGAUUGUACCGCAAGUCUUUUUCCAGUUUAAGUACUUCCUAAAAGACCCUGUGAAGUACGAUGUCAAAUAUCAGGCUAGUGCGCAACCGUUUCUUAUACUGGGCCUUCUCGUUACUGCUUUAGCAACAAGUAGCGGGUCUUAA